UUCCGCUGUCUCUUGAUGGGAAGUGCACUCCAUGGACGACGGAGACCUACCGUCCGCCGACGGCUUGUCGGAGCGUCUCGCGACGGGAGGAGAUGCGGCGGCGGUAGCAGCCGGCGCGGAGGAGUCCGGGCACCCUAGGGAAGGAUGCGAGGCCCUAGCUAGGGCGAUCUCCUCGACGCUGGGGAGUGUGAUGAGGGAGUUCGAUGCCAGAGCGGAGGGCGCGGCUCGGAGCCAGGACGAGCUCAUUCUCUCCCUCGAUCGUUUCGCCGGAGAACUAGAUAAGCUAUUAGAAGAUGCACCCUUGCCAUUUAUUAUGCAACAUGCAACCAAGAUCUCCUCCAUCCGUAAGAGAGUUUCAGCAUUGAACUUGCUCUUGAAGUCAAUACAGAGGCGCAUCGAUAACAUAGAUCGCAUGCUUUCUACAGGCAUACCAAAUGAUAAUGUGCCACCUGAUAUAGUGGAGACAUCAUCACCGACUUUGUAAUUCUGGUUUAGGGCCCAUGGUAUCUGAGCUCCAUUUUUGAAACUUCAGACUGAUCCAAUUGAUUUCCGCAUAUAUGUAAUUCUAUAUGGCAAAGAAAGUAUAUUUCUAGAUGAUGGAAAAAUUGUCGAGGCACAGUGCACUUCUAUGAAGAAAGCCAUAAAAGUUCUGCUUUUAUCCCCUUAAUAAUAAAUUGCAGUCCAUUAUACCCCAUGAUUUGGAAGAGGAAUUUGUCUCUCAUGUUUAGAUUGAUGGUGACCUUGCUCAUGCAGCAGUAGCAGAAAUUUCAUAAAGGAAUGUUACUGUAACUGUGUCCAAGUUUUACCUGGAAAACUUUAAAAGACGAGAUUUUAGUUUGGAGAAUUCAGACAAGAUCAUUCUUGUUCACUUUAUUUUAUAUUUUUGAAAGAUGACUGUAUAAGAUCUUUGA
Phoenix dactylifera (date palm) is the source of this 911-nucleotide messenger RNA. NCBI's taxonomy places the organism in Eukaryota, Viridiplantae, Streptophyta, Magnoliopsida, Arecales, Arecaceae. The record is from RefSeq and is a predicted model, not a curated record.